Messenger RNA from Cataglyphis hispanica, 1753 nucleotides. RefSeq names its product 2-(3-amino-3-carboxypropyl)histidine synthase subunit 1 (gene Dph1). Lineage: Eukaryota; Metazoa; Arthropoda; Insecta; Hymenoptera; Formicidae. The transcript has 5 exons. Gene Ontology annotation, molecular function: 2-(3-amino-3-carboxypropyl)histidine synthase activity. The coding region runs from base 260 to 1492 and encodes 410 amino acids. The record is from RefSeq and is a predicted model, not a curated record. Gene Ontology annotation, biological process: protein histidyl modification to diphthamide.
UUUGAAUCCAGCGAUCCGAGUUCAAAUCUCGGUGGGACCUAGGAAAGUUCUCUUUUUUGUAAAUUUUCAAUAAUUUAUCUUUUAUACGAGUGUCGAUUUAAUAUAAUUACAAAUAUAUCUGUGUUGGAAUUUAUAGUUUAUAUAUAUGUACAAUGAGCUCUGUUGAAGUGUCAAGAUGUCUUGUUCAUCGUAUGAUUCAUAACCUAACAUUAAUGUGUUAAAGAUUUUCGAGAAUUAAAUUGACUACGAGUUUAAAGAAAUGGCUGGACAAUGUGACUCCGUGGUGGUUAUCAAGGCGAAAUCUGUUCGUAAGGUUUUCAAGGCUCCCAUGAGAGCCAGUAAAAUUCCUGAGACACUUUUGAACGAUCCUUUAUUGAAUUCUGCUAUAGCAGCUUUACCAUCGAAUUAUAAUUUUGAAAUACAUAAGACGAUAUGGAGGAUCAAGGAGGCCAAAGCAAAGCGAGUAGUUCUCCAAAUGCCAGAAGGUCUUCUAAUGUAUGCCACAACUAUAGCUGAUAUCAUCGAAGACUUUACUGAAGCAGAGACUGUUAUUAUGGCUGAUGUUACCUAUGGAGCCUGCUGUGUGGACGAUUACACUACACGAGCAUUAGACGCAGACUUUUUGAUUCACUAUGGACACUCGUGCCUUAUACCUGUAGAUCAGACUGCUGAUAUCAAAAUGCUCUAUGUGUUUGUGAACAUAAAAAUCGAUAUUGCACAUUGUGUGGCUUGUUUGCAAGCUACUUUGCCAGUCACCACAAAGUUAGCAUUAGUCAGUACAAUACAAUUUGCUACAACAGUACAAGCAGUAGCAUUAGAACUGAGGAGAGGAGGUUACGAAGUUUCAGUGCCACAGAGCAAGCCACUUAGUCCUGGAGAAAUUUUAGGGUGCACAGCUCCACAAGUUCGCUGCGCUGAUGCAGUAAUUUACAUAGGAGACGGCCGUUUUCAUUUGGAAGCUGCAAUGAUUGCCAAUCCUAAACUGAGGGCUUUUAAAUACGACCCAUACGCGAAAAAAUUGACUGAGGAAUUUUACGAUCACGAAAGGAUGUUGAAGACCAGAUACGAAGCGAUACAACGGGCCGCAAAGACUGACAAAUAUGCUUUAAUACUUGGCACUUUAGGCAGACAAGGAAAUCCUAAUGUAUUAAAAACCUUACAGAAUAGAAUUGAAGCCUUGGGAAAGGAAAAUGUCGUAAUACUGCUCUCGGAAAUAUUUCCGGAUAAGAUCAAGCUGUUCAAAGGCGUCGAUGCUUUUAUACAAAUUGCAUGUCCACGAUUGAGCAUCGACUGGGGCGUUGCAUUCGAGAAACCAUUUCUCACACCAUACGAAGGUGCUGUCGCCCUCAGAAUGACUGAUUUUGACAUGGAACGGCCGUAUCCUAUGGAUUUUUACGCUACCAUCAGUCUCGGGCCGUGGACCGCUAAUCAUAAGGAAUCUGAAUUAGAAAAGACAGAUGCUUGUUGUGGUAAAUGUAAAAUGGACAAAUAAAGCAAAAAAACGAAUAAACUUUAAAAUUCGCUGUCAUAAUUGUCAACCUCUAUUGAAUUAGAUUAAAAUUUUAUCUUCCUGUUCCACUAUUGCAUAAUUUGCGAAAAAAGCUUUUUAACAAAUUUAUCGUCAAAUGUAAAUUUAAGUAUGUGUAAGUUUGAACAGGUGUGCAUUCGAACACUAUCCAUAUUAAACCCCCGUCAUCCCCAAGUUGUUGAUAGCGGAGCGAUAAUGGGCAGAUAGGAGGGUCCGCGUGGGCGA